AUGGCAAUCUCCGCUGUACUCGGUCUUUAUUCUUGCCUUGAUUCAUUAUCAAACCUUUUCCCAUCGCCACGCUAUUCAAUAGGAGUAGCUGUGAUCCUUGUACCAUUCCUCUCCGUUCUUCUCUAUGAUUUCAUACUAUACCUCCGCCUUCCUCCAGGCCCAACACCUCUUCCGUUCGUCGGUAAUAAGUUCAUAAUACCGACAUCGUCACCAUGGAUCCAUUUCGAAAAAUGGGCUAAAGAAUACGGCCCAAUCUUCACUCUUUGGAUAGGCCGCCGUCCCACAAUCAUCAUCUCGGACCCAAAUGUAGCAGUCGAUCUGCUCGAAAAACGAAGCAACAAGUUUAGUUCCCGUCCUCGAUUUGUCGCCAUGGGCGAACUUUACUGGGACAACUCUUCCAUCUUGGUUCAGCCCUAUGGCAAAGAGUGGCAGAUCCGUCGACGUAUGCUGCAUCAGGCACUGAACCCGUCCGCACUGCGACUAUAUAAACCCAUUCAAGAAGCUGAGGCAGCUAGACUCUGCGGGGCCAUCUUCGACAAUCCUGCAUCAUACGAGGGACAUCUCGAUCGCUUCACAUCUAGUGUUGUCUUCAGCAUUGCUUAUGGCCAUCGAAUCGAUUCUAUGAAAUCAGAAGUUAUUCGGCAGAGACUGGGUUUUAUGCAGUAUUCUGCAAACCUCAAUGUACCCGGUCGCUACCUAGUAGAGUCUAUUCCCUGGCUGAAAUAUAUUCCCAACUUUCUGGCACCAUGGAAAGCAGAGAUCCAACGGCGCGGACGCGAAGAAGCAGCUACAAAUAUGGAAUUGCUGCGCCGAGUUCAAGACGAUAUUCGGAACGCAAAAGUCCCUUCAGACGUCCCUGACUCCCUGUCCAAGCUACUUCUCGAUGCAAAAGCAAAAGAUCCAAAAGCCUUUGGCGACAUUGGUGAAAGGGACUUUUCAUUCGUGCCCGCUUCUUUAUUUGGCGCUGGAAGUGAUACUACUGCUAGUACGCUAUGCAGUGGGCUACUCAUGCUCGUUACAAACCCAGAGGUGCAAGCUGCCGCACACGCAGAACUGGACCAUAUCGUUGGAGGAUCACGAUUACCCACAUUCGACGACGAAAACCAGUUGCCAUAUAUCAAAGCUUUGUGUAUAGAGAUACUACGGAUCCGCCCAGUGGCUGUUCUAGGCGGUACGCCUCAUGCAAAUUCAGUCGCUGAUACAUACUCGGGGUAUCUGAUCCCGCAAGGUACAACAAUCCUAUGCAAUUCAUGGGCGAUCAACCUCAAUUCUACUUACUACCCGAAUCCGCAUCAUUUGAACCCGCUACGAUUCUUAGGUGUUGACCCGACUACAUUGUCGUACCUGCCUCGCUUCUCGGCUGAGGAUCUGGCCGAAGUGUCCCAAGCAAAGCCACACCCUUCAAAGGAAGGACAUAGCUCAUUCGGCUGGGGCCGACGUAUCUGUCCUGGUUCAGGUUUGGCGCAGAAUUCAUUGUUCAUCGCAUUGUCGCGUCUUCUAUGGUCAUUUGAGUUCAAGCCUGUUCGGGAAAAAGAUGGGUUGGAGCGUGUCUAUGAUAAUCUUGACUAUACACAGGGCUUUAAUAUUCGGCCUAAAUCAUUUGAGUGUCAGAUUCGUCUACGAGGAGAAAGGGAGAAGACAUUGAGGGAGGAAGUUGUGAAGGCUGUACAGGUGAUGAGUCGAUUUGCGCCGUUCGAGGAAUAG
This is a messenger RNA of Penicillium taxi, 1704 nucleotides long. Its product is annotated as cytochrome P450. Lineage: Eukaryota; Fungi; Ascomycota; Eurotiomycetes; Eurotiales; Aspergillaceae. The transcript has a single exon. Gene Ontology annotation, molecular function: monooxygenase activity; iron ion binding; heme binding. Bases 1 to 1704 code for a protein of 567 amino acids. The record is from RefSeq and is a predicted model, not a curated record.